Quercus lobata is the source of this 1563-nucleotide messenger RNA. RefSeq names its product protein FAR1-RELATED SEQUENCE 5-like. The transcript has 4 exons. Bases 1 to 1563 code for a protein of 520 amino acids. The record is from RefSeq and is a predicted model, not a curated record. NCBI's taxonomy places the organism in Eukaryota, Viridiplantae, Streptophyta, Magnoliopsida, Fagales, Fagaceae.
AUGGAUACUAGUCAAAUCAUUUUAUUGGAAGAUGAAUUGAAUGAUUGUAUAGCUGAUCAACAAGAGGAGGCUCAAAUAGAACCUACUCAUGGAAGCCCAAAAAAUUCAAAUACUCCAAGUAGACAUAGCAAGGAAAUUGUAGAAGUACCAGAAAUUGUAUUGGAAGAUGAAUUCAUUGGUUGGAUAGUUGAUCAACAAGAGGAGACUAAAGUAGAACCUACUCUUGGAAGCCCAAACAAAUCAAAUACUCCAACAAUUGGCAUGAAAUUUGAUUGUGAUGAGAGUGCAUAUGAAUUUUACAAAGAAUAUGCUCACCGAAUUGGCUUUAGUGUACGGAAACAUUUUGUAAAGCGAGGAAAUGCAGGGCAAAUUAUAAGGAGAACAUUUAGUUGCUCAAAAGAGGGUGAACGAGCUGUUGACAAACGUCACGAAAAUGCAUCUUAUCGUCGUCCAAUUUCACGAAUAGGUUGUUUAGCACAGAUGACUUGUCAUCUUCAAAAGGAUGGUAUGUUACAUGUUGUUUCUUUUCAUGGUCAACAUAGUCAUGAGUUUGCUCCUUCACCAAUGAAACAUAUGUUAAGAUCGAAGAGAAAAAAUUCAUCUGCUCAAAAAGCCAUUGCAAAUGAUGUAGAGAGGUCUGGAAUAUCAAUUAAACAAACCAUUGAAUUAUUGAGCAUGCAAGCUGGGGGUCGUGAAAAUCUUGGGUUUAUGGAUGUUGACUAUAAGAAUCAUGUACAUAAUGAGAGGAGGAUGGAUUUGAGGAAAGGAGAUGGACCUGCUAUGAUGGAGUACUUUCAUAAGAUGCAAUUGGCAGAUCCAUCUUAUUUUUAUUCAAUACAAGUUGAUGAUGAUGGUCAAAUCAUGAACAUUUUUUGGGCUGAUGCUAGAUCAAUAGUUGAUUACGGGCACUUUGGAAAGCAGCCAAGAACUAUACUUACAGAUCAAUCUGCUGCAAUGGCUAAAGCAAUAAUAGAGAAUGCUGCUAAGAAUCUACAUCAUGUAUUUCAUUCAUCUAAGUAUUUUGCAAAUGAUUUUACUGAUUGUUUGUAUGAGUAUGAAGAUGAAGAUGAAUGGCUUGUUUCAUGGGAUUAUAUGUUUAAGGAAUAUGGUCUUACUGAUAAUAAAUGGUUAUGUAGCAUAUUUGAUGUGAAAGAAAAAUGGGCUAUGGUAUAUGGUCGACAUAUGUUCACUGCUGAUAUGAAAAGCACCCAACGUAGUGAAUCAAUAAACAAUGUGUUGAAGAAAUACUUGAAACCAAAACAUGAUUGUGUGCGCUUUUCAGGACAUUACUCUAGAGUUUUGGUUGAUAAGAGACAUCAAGAACUACAGGCAGAGUUCAAAAUGAGGCAAACAAAACCGAUUUUACAAUCUAAUGUAGAGAUGUUGAGACAUGUUAUGGAGCUGUACACCCUAGAAAUUUUUCAAAUGUUUCAAGAUGAAUAUAUGAAGAUUGCUGAUUGUACUAUAUACAAGGCUAAUAAAUCUGAUACUAUCACAGAAUACAAGUUGCAAGAAGUUCAGCUUUGUAGGAAUUCUUUGUGCCCAUGCUUUGAAAGUUCUUGA